CAAGCUUUAUGCCGGUCCAAAGUUCAAUUUGGUCGUUUCUCAACACUCGACCUAAGAUGAUAUAGUCAUCCCAUUCUAAGUGGAAUCGAAGAAAAGGCGGGCAAAAGUUAAAUAUUCAAAAUAGUCAGAAAACACAUCCACUUGAUAUGGCAUUAACUUUUAAAACCCAUAAUUGGGUAAUUCCAGCCAACUGUGCUUUUCCGAUCCGGCGAUAAGAUACGAUCUGCAUACUCACAACCGUUUGAACUGUGGCGUGUUUCUAUCCACAGACUCUACCGCCUUUUCGCCAGCUGCACUCAUACACGCCACAGAUGCAGUCGAGCCCUAAUCUUAUCUCCUCCGACAAGAGACUUCGACCGCCCACACAACAGAUCGGGUCGGAUUUGAUGGGCCGUCGGAGCAAAAGAGAGUGGUGGAAACGGUCGUGCGCGCUAUCAACAGAAUGAGUGGCCAUAAAAGCACCAGAUUAGCUUUUAACGGUUCCGUUUCGGCCUGGGAUUUUGGCCGCCAUGCGAUUAGGAAGAGCGUUUAGUAGCCGUCCAGCUGCCACGAAGCAAGCGACUUCCCAGAAAUGACCGAACUGCGACCCUUGAGCGCCGAACUUCGUCGCAUUGCUGAAACGGAACUAAACGAGGUGGAGGAGCGAGUGCCAGCGGAUCUGGCAGCUCUUCGUGAUUGGUUGGCCAAGCAACCUCAUCUGAGGGGCCGUCAGGAUGACCAGUUCCUGGUUGGCUUCUUGCGAGGCUGCAAGUUCAGCCUAGAGAAGACUAAGUCCAAGUUGGAUCACUUUUACACUAUCAAGACGCUAAUGCCAGAGCUCUUUGGCAAUCGAUUGGUGGACGAAAAGAACCUAAUCUUGUGUCGAUCUGGAACCUAUGUGCGAUUGCCCAAACCUUGGGGCACCGAUGGCCCCCGCCUGCAGCUUACGAACUAUGAGAAAUUCGAUCCCAAGAAGUUCAAGUUAUUGGAUCUCUUCCGCUACCAAACCAUGAUAACGGAACAGUCAAUCCGUGAGGAUGACCACAGCAACGUUAGCGGCUACGUCGAAAUCAUUGACAUGGCCAAAUUGAGCCUCAGCUUUUUGGCCCAACUAGAUUUCACGCUCAUCAAAAGGAUGGGAAUAUUCGCAGAAAAGGCUCAGCCCACUCGCCUGAAGGGAGUCCACCUGAUCAAUUGCCCCAAGGAGGGAGUGGCGUUACUGAAUCUGGCAAAGAGCCUCAUGCCCAGCAAGCUCCAGCAGCGGUUUCACGUGUAUAAAAACCUGGAGCAAUUAAAUGAGGUGAUACCACGCGAAUACCUUCCGGAAGAAUAUGGCGGCAACAAUGGACGUAUAGCCGACAUUCAGGCGGAGGCGGAGAAGCAAUUGAUGUCCUAUAAGAGCUAUUUCGCAGAGGACUCCCAGUACGGAGUGGAUGAGCAUCUGCGACCUGGAAAGCGUGUUAAUGCGGAUUCCAUUUUCGGCGUUGAGGGAUCCUUCCGAAAACUCGACAUCGAUUAAAGUCGAAACGUGUCUUAAUUAUAUUAGUAUUUGAAAAAAUAUGAAAAUGGAAAUACUUCAAUAAAAAGCAAAAGCACUCCUCGAAAAGGCCAA
This is a messenger RNA of Drosophila yakuba, 1591 nucleotides long. RefSeq names its product alpha-tocopherol transfer protein-like. The record is from RefSeq and is a predicted model, not a curated record. The transcript has 4 exons. Gene Ontology annotation, cellular component: membrane. The coding region runs from base 572 to 1498 and encodes 308 amino acids. NCBI's taxonomy places the organism in Eukaryota, Metazoa, Arthropoda, Insecta, Diptera, Drosophilidae. Gene Ontology annotation, molecular function: phosphatidylinositol bisphosphate binding.